Molecule: messenger RNA, 372 nt
Organism: Medioppia subpectinata
Lineage: Eukaryota; Metazoa; Arthropoda; Arachnida; Sarcoptiformes; Oppiidae
Source: the annotation of a GenBank genome assembly
AUGGUCAACGGAAAGUGGCGUUCGGUCUGGAGUUUGAGUUUCCCGGGAAUGGGUUCGCGAGCGGAACUGAAGGGUGCGAUCAAAGUGCAGGUGCACUACUUCGAGGACGGAAAUGUGCAACUCUUCAGUGUUAAGGACUAUUCAAAACCAAUCACUAUUACUAAUGAGAAACAAUUGGCAGAAGAAAUAAAACAAUUGAUCGAAGAAUCGGAAGACGAUUACCAAACGGCCAUUUGUGACAAUUAUCAAACAAUGUCUGAAACCACGUUCAAAGCUCUCCGAAGAGCGCUUCCAGUGCUUAAGGGGAGACUCGACUGGAAUCGAAUCGUCAAUUACACGAUUGGCAAUGAAUUGAAGCCUUACAAAGUCUGA